UGGUUGAUUCAGUCACUCCCACAGCAGCAUCACUGACAGUGACUGUAUCUAAAGCAGCUGAGCUUCUGCUGUCUCUGCUCUAUAACACACGAGCAGCUUCACACCAUGCUUGUUCUGGGUCUGAUCUCCUGUAUCGUGCUGAGAGCACUCAGUGCUCAGGCUAAAGUGGUCCGUAGCUUUGAGGAGUGUAAAGAGUUUUUAUACCAAGGCACAGAACCAAGAGGAAUGGAUCAGAAUGCCAAGAAAAUCUGUCAGAAGCUGCAAAAUAGAGGCUUUUAUUAUGCUUCUCUGUACUCGGUUCGUCACAAGAUCCCUCUCUACAGCGCCUACACACUGGAUCCUUACUGCUCAAGCGACACUGAAAGGAAAGACAUCUGGCACCUCGAGCCACAGAUUUCACAAUCUACACCCCCAAUGUAUCAUCAAAUCAAAAUACUCAAAACCUUUAUAAAGGAAAUCAAGCCAUCAGCAGCGACUACAGUCGCACCGGGUAUGAUCGUGGACACCUGA
Molecule: messenger RNA, 510 nt
Organism: Onychostoma macrolepis
Lineage: Eukaryota; Metazoa; Chordata; Actinopteri; Cypriniformes; Cyprinidae
Product: endonuclease domain-containing 1 protein-like
Exons: 2
Coding region: 106-510 (134 amino acids)
Source: RefSeq, a predicted model, not a curated record